This is a messenger RNA of Cuscuta epithymum, 2511 nucleotides long. Lineage: Eukaryota; Viridiplantae; Streptophyta; Magnoliopsida; Solanales; Convolvulaceae. The record is from the annotation of a GenBank genome assembly.
UUUUCCUUCUUUCCUAGUUUCCUCCUUCCCUCGACUAAGGCGGGUUAGUUCAUUUCUGCACUUCCUAAGCUCACUUCCUCUAAACCCUAAUUAAACCCGCUACGCUCUCUAAACCUAAAGAUUCUACUCGCAGAAAAUGGGUAGCCUCAUGUUGAGAAAAUCUUCUUCUUCGCUGGUCUCGAAAAGAUUUUCCGUCACCGCUAUAUCACAUCUCUUUCACUCGUCUUCGUCGGCCUCCGAUAGGCUGGUGGCAUCGAAUACAUCCCAAUUUCAAGCGUUUGCCAUACUUCGUAGCUUUCCAAGCAUCGGGAGAUCGUCUGCGGCAACGCCGUCAAUUGGUCAGGUUGUAAGGGGUUUCCACGUUUCUCAGCCGUUGGCAGCCGAUUACGCUAUUGCGGAUUUGCCUGACGAUGAAGAAGGGCUUGAUAUAGCCAAUCUAGGUAUUUCUCCUGAUAUCGUAUCUGCCUUGGCUCAGAAGGGAAUCAGGAAGCUCUUCCCAAUUCAGAGAGCCGUGCUAGAACCAGCAAUGCGAGGCUCUGACAUGAUAGGGCGAGCUAGAACAGGAACAGGGAAAACUUUAGCUUUUGGAAUUCCCAUCAUGGAUAAGAUAAUUCGUUUCAAUGCAAAACAUGGGAAGGGAAGAAACCCUUUAGCAAUGAUUUUGGCUCCCACAAGAGAACUUGCUAAACAAGUGGACAAAGAAUUCUACGAGUCUGCCCCUAAUUUGGAUACAUUAUGCGUUUAUGGCGGUGUCCCUAUUGGAAGUCAAAUGGGUCAGCUGGAGAGAGGUGUUGAUGUGGUGGUUGGCACACCAGGUCGGGUUAUUGAUCUCAUCAAAAGGGGUGCUCUGGAUUUAACAGAAAUUCAGUUUGUCGUUCUGGAUGAAGCUGAUCAGAUGCUUAAUGUUGGUUUUGCCGAGGAUGUUGAAACAAUUCUAGAAAAAGUUCCAAGGAAGCGUCAAACAAUGAUGUUUUCUGCCACAAUGCCAAAUUGGAUUCUUAAACUUACUCAGAAGUUCUUAAAAAGUCCAGUUCACAUUGAUCUUGUUGGAGAUUCAGAUCAGAAAUUAGCUGAUGGAAUUUCUCUGUAUUCAAUUGCUUGUGAUAUGCACCAGAAACCAUCAAUAAUUGGACCUCUUAUAACCGAGCAUGCAAAAGGAGGGAAAUGCAUAGUCUUUACUCAAACAAAACGUGAUGCUGAUAGGUUAGCGUAUGCCAUGCAAAGAAGCUACAAAUGUGAAGCAUUGCAUGGAGACAUCUCACAGAAUCAGAGGGAGAGAACACUAUCAGGUUUCAGACAAGGUCAUUUCAACAUAUUGGUGGCCACUGAUGUUGCUGCUCGAGGUCUUGAUGUUCCUAAUGUUGAUUUGGUAGUGCAUUAUGAACUCCCAAACUCUUCAGAGAUAUUUGUUCAUCGAUCUGGCCGUACAGGACGUGCUGGUAAGAAAGGUACUGCAAUUCUCAUGUAUUCAGCACAGCAGUCAAGAGAUGUGAAAGGCAUUGAACGUGAUGUAGGAUCCAGAUUCAUUGAGCUCCCAAGAAUGGAAGUAGAGGCUGGAACAGAAAACAUGUUCAGCGAUAUGCGUCAAAUUGGCAGCCGUGGUGGUUAUGAGAGCUCUGGCAGUGGUCGCUUUGGUGGUGGUUUUGGUGGAGGGCGGUCAGGUGGUGGCUUUGGUGGAGGCCGACCAGGUGGUGGUUUUGGUGGAGGUCGAUCAGGAGGGGGGUACGGUGGAGGUCGACCAGGAGGGGGGCAGAGUGGUUCAAGUCGCUAUGGUGGAUUUGGGAACUAUGGCGGCUCUGAUCGUGGUGGCAGUUUUGGAGGGCCUAAUAGUUCAAACCGGUCUGGUGGUUUUGGAGAAUUUGGUUCAGGUCGGCCCAGUGGAUUUGGUAAUUUUGGUGAUGGCAACAGCAAAAAUUCUGGAAGGAAACUUUUCUAAAUCUAUUCAGUGGGUCUAGAGUUCCACCGAGUAAAGGUAGGCUGAUUAUCAUGAAUGAAUGAUAUAAACACAAUGUGUAUGUCAAUGCUCUGGGCGCUACCUUUGGACAGGUGCGCGACAAAUGCUUGCUGAAAAACAUGCCAGGGCGUCAUGUUUAUUUCUUCAAGGGAGGUUAACAAGCAACGACUCAUCUUUUCAUAUGAAGGAAGACUACAAGAAGUGCCCAUAACUGGUUUAGAUACUGUAUUACUGUGUGUAAUAUUAAAACAUUUCCCAUAAUCCCAUGGAAAAAUAUCUCUGUUUGUUCAUAAUAACUAAUAAGUAUGUUAUUUGUAGGAUUUUAGGCAAUUAGGGACAAAUAAGCUGGUAGAACAUGGAAAUGCAGCCGCCCAUGCAUUUUCUGCUUUUAAGUUUUGUUGCCGAGUUUGACUAGCACUAUCAGUCGGUAAUUCAUGUAAGCAACGCUGUAGUCGUCUGGUUUUAGUCCCAAGUGAUGUAUGUAUAUUUUGGUAAUUAACAAUCCGAACAAAUUUGUUUAUACUCUCAAAUCUCAAUUGCCAUUUGUGACGUGUGAA